GGCUUGGAUCCAUCGGGGUAUCGUUCUUCUAUUGCACAUAAAGAUGAAAAUGACGCUCUUCUUGGUGGUGAAGCGCAAAUGAGUGAUGAAGAACGAUUUAAGGUCAUCAUUUAAUUAAACACAUUUUAUUAUAACGUGUUGCACAGUGGGCAUUACAUUUCAGUAAGCGGCCCCUGAAUGCAAACAGUUGUUGUCAUUGCAGGGUGCGGUUACUGUACCUCACUGGUACUCCAAUGGUAAUAAAAUUACCUUUUACUUGAGGUGAUAUAUAUGGUGUACUUAGUCUUAAAGUAAUGUACAUCAAGCACAGUUUUCUAAAAACGUAUUUAUGCGGUAACUCGAAACUACUGUUAGAAGAGAAGGUUACAUAUACUACAAAAACAAAAUUGAGUCCAAUAUUCCAUAUCUGCCUAUCAUAUUUCUGUAUAGCUAAUUAUUGUGCAUGGUUUUGAAAAACUUAGGCUUGGAAAUUUUCUAGUCAAUUAAUACCAGCAAAAUUCAAGUACUCGGGCGGUGAGAGUAACGCAUUCGUAUACGUGGCACUUGGCUGGAAAUAAGUAAUACUAGCCGGUAGUAUCCGGCAUGCAGCACUGCUGCCAGGAAAUUUUAAUAAAAUGUCUUGGCAAGAAAUGUUCUUACUUCUUGCAGGAAAUUAUUGUCAUACUUAUACUUAUUAUUUGCAAAAGCGUUUUGCAAGUUGAGAUUGUCCACUAUACGUUCACAUAAUAAUAGAGGUUCAGAUUUGAGUUCCACUACCUCUAACAGGCUUAGUGCGCAUCUGAUUGGUUAAUCGAAUAUAUCAAACGCAUCUGAUUGGUUGAUGGUCCCUUAAUGGUAGCGGUAGUGGAAGUCAAAUCUGAACCUCUAUAAUGUGUGGCACCAUCCGAAAUCUACAUUGUGCAGGAAGUUUUAUAUUUGACUUACACAGGAACUUUUCCUUGUUUUUUAUGCAGGAUUGCGACCCAUUUUCAAUGCGUUGUAUGAACGAAAAUUGUCAAGAGCAAUAUGUCUAUGAUUUAUCUUCUGAAAACAAAGUAAGCUGCUUUCUUUCCUAUUUAAUAUUCUUUUUAUUUCAUUCCUUUACAUUUCUCGCUGUUAGUGUUCUCAAAUGUUUCUCUUAAUUAUUCAGCUGUAUUAACUUCCGAACACGGUUUACUCGUAGCAUACAGUGGUGGACAUUGAGCAGGGAAAAAAUUAACUUUCCAUUAAUUGGUUUUUGAAUGCAAAAACUGAACUCUUACCAUUAUUGGCUAUUUAUGGUAAAUUAGUAAGAACCACAAUGUUUAAUAUUUACCAUUAAUGGUACUUCCUUUUUUCCCUGUGCACAAGAAAGAACCAUUGAUGGUAAAUAUUAAACAUGGUUUUUACCCAUUUACCAUAUGGGAAAUCUGUAACAACCAACAAUGAUGAGUUGAGUUUCUACAUUCUUAAUGGUAAUGGAAAUUUAAAAUGUUUCCUGUGUGUGUGUGUGGGGCGGGGGGGGUGUCAAAUAUUUUCAAUAAUCUUUACUCUUUCGCGUGAUUGUUAUAACAAAGUAAAGGUAAAGUAAACUUUAGUUAAACACGCCCAUUCAAUAUAAAUUGAUUUCCAAUUGGGGCUUGUAAAAUUUAAAAUUACAAAGCUAAGGAUAAAGAUUUAAAUCACUUAACUAAGUAUAUUACAACAAAUAAAAUCAUAUCAGGCUGAUUGCACGUAUGUAGAAGCGAAUUGAAAGCUCUCGGCGUUUCUAAUUUCAGCUGGUAAAUUGUUCCAUAAUUUGGUACUUCUGCAACCUGUACGCUUUUUCCAUAUUCCAUUAAAGGAAGAGGAAGAUUUAUAGCUUCACGUCAGAAUUUCGUAAGUUGUAGUCACGAGAUGUGACAACCGAAGCACUGGAAAAUAUUUCAGUAUAAGCACCGCAGGAACAAAACCAUGAACUUACGAAAUUCUGACAUAACUGUUAUGAAAUUCUUGCAUAACAUGCAUUAACUUUAUAACUGUUCAUAUUUUUAGGUAAUUGAUUACUCUCGAUGUUCAAAAUGCAAAGUGAUGUUUAGACAGGAAGUUGCUAUGAAUAGACUAACAUUAUUGAUCAGAAAGCAUGUCAAGAAAUAUUAUGCGGUAAGUUUUACAAAGAUUUGCCACCUUCUUUAACAAACCCCUUCAAAACCCCUUCAACAAUAGACCUUUCCCCUUUUAAGUGAAAUUUUGAUCUAGACUAGCCUGGACAAAAGUAAUAUUCCGAAGUUUAGUCAAUUAGUAAUAUUCCGAAGUUUCGUUGCUAAAUGUUGUAAAAUGCGGAUAAUAUAGCCUUGCGAAGUUUGCCGUUUUUCAGUCAUUUUGCAUUACAAACGGGAAAUUGAUAAUCAGAUGAGCAAACUGAGCAAUUUCCCAUUUGUAAUACAAAAUGACUGAAAAACAGCAAACUUCGCAAGGCUAUAUUAUCCGCAUUUUACAACAUUUCACAACGAAACUUUGGAAUAUUACUAAUUUUGUGAUGCUCUUUCAAGCUGUGAUGAAAUUGUUGUCCAGGCUAGUCUAGAUCAAAAUUUCACAUAAAAGGGGAAAGGUCCAUUGUUCUAUCGAGUGAGAUGCCCAAAAUUAUAAUAUUUACCCAUACACCACACAUUGGCAUCAUCUUAGUAUACAUGAACUUGUGGUUAGAGCUUGACAACCGUCUCUGUAGUUGAACUUGUGGUUAGAGCUUGACAACCGUCUCUGUAGUUCAGUUGGUUAGAGCACUGCACUGGAAUCGCAGGACCUCAGGUUUGAUUCCUGUCUGAGGGCCCACUGCUCUUGGUUAGGUCGAAUAAAUCAGGGUUCGUACAAAACUUGAAAGUCCUUGAAUGUCAUUGAAUUUGUAAAGAAGUACUUGAAUGUCCUUGAAUUCUUCUUGCUUUAGUUUUUGGAUAUUUUCUGAAAUUGUUUGACAUUCAAGACGGACAUUUUGUUGAACUGAUUUUGCAUGUUCAUAUCUGACCUCAUUAUUAAGUUACGUUUUGAACAAUUCAACGACAGAUUUUGCUGAUUUCUAACGCCUUUUCAGUAUUUAGUCCUUGAAUUUGCUGAUACAUGGCUUUGAAUGUCCUUGAAAAGUCCUUGAAUUUGACUCUUCCUGACAUGUACGAACCCUGAUAACUGUAUUAAAAUUCCACACGAAAUUUCCAUCUUCAACAAAUAUUUUUUUGGCGCUGAUCAUACAGUUCUGUUUAAUUUCUCAUUAUAUCUUCAGGCUUGGAUGAUUUGUGACGAUCUUUCAUGUGGUCAACUCACCAGAGAUGUUCCUUCAGUCCCUCAGCGUGGCGCUUCUUUCUGUGUUUGUAAGCGAGGACAUGUAUAUCCUGAGGUAAGGGGAGGUUUCAUUCUGUCCCUGAUACAAUCAGCUUGUUGCAUGUUUUAGUAGAUGUUAUGGUGCUGUUAGGAGAGCACUCUGACUCAGGGUUACGACAUUUUUAGCAGGGCUGGGAGACGGAUGUAUUACCUCCGAGAGUGCAUGGCAAAACUACACACGGAAGUUGCUUAACAAGAUACUUUAGCAAUAUUCGACCUUUCCUCUUGGUUGCCUCCCUAUCUUUCUACAUAACUGCACAACAGGUGUCUAGACAUAAUAGAUCUGCCUAGAAAUACUUUUCCUCCACUAUUGGAACCUAGGAAUAAUCUCACAGUUAAGGAAUAUAAGAACAUCGUGAAAUCUAACAUUCAUCCUUGCAGCAAGCGCUUCGUAGAAGCAUCUACAAUGCACAAACACUAUUUGAUAUCAGCGAACCGUAUACGGGUACCUCUAUCGCGCACUCGGCACCACUUUUGAGAUUUCCAGUUUCGUAGCCAUUUUAUCUUUUUAAAAACGUGUAAUGUUGUAACUAAAGUAAAUUAUUUGCUUAAUUAACCUUUUUCAAGGCAGAGUGGGUGAUUUCACCAGGUUCUGUUGAUACCAAACACUCUCUUGACUCAAGUAAAUAAGUUGUCCCAUAAUCACAUUUGGGGAAAAAUCGUGCUUAUUAAAUAAAACGUCCUCUCCCUCUCAGACCUGAAAUGAUUAGCUCUAAACCAAUAUCGGUCAGCCAUAGAGAAUGGAUACCCAGUAACGCGUCAAUUCUUGGGUUUCAUAUGACGUCACAAAGUGACGGGAUGUCGACUCUAAAACAAAACACAGUUAUCAGAGUGAGUCGAUUGUUGGUUUAUUACUAGAAGUUACUAUCGCAAGGAAAGUGCUGCCUCACCCCCAAGGGAUCGAAGGCUGCAUGUGCAAUUUGCUGAAUAGGGGCUGUUUUAUAUAUGAUCCCGCUUUGCCAUAGAGAUGUGAGGCGGGGUUAUUUUGAUGUAUUGAAACAAGUCACAGUGCACAAUUCAGCAAAAGAACUUCAUUAUUUUCUGGAGAUAGAUUUAGUUAACUGUACUGUAAAUGAAAUGUAAUAACAAUCUUCUGGAACUACAAGAUCUUUUCUACAAUAUUUGAAUUCUCUUAACCAGCAUUUUAACUUUUGUUUAGCCUACCGACUUAUUUCAAUACAUCAAAAUCAUGACAUCCCAUCUUCCAUCAUGUAAACAGACCUAAUCUAUUCCCUAAGACACCUGUUCAGUAGGUAGGAAAAGUGCAAUUUGAAUAUCAAACACCUUGCACAAGGUCAAAGGUCAGCUAAAUAUUCAAUGCUUAUAACUUCUUGCUUUUGUAUGUAUAAUUAUAAUACUGUCAGUGGUGAAUCUAGCCAUUGCAACCAUAAGCGUAUGGGCCGGGGGGCACAGACCCCCCAAAAUUUUCACGGUCAGGCAGAAAUCCAUGCGUCAUUCGGGCAAAACAUAAAAAUUUCACAAAAUAAUGUUAUGCAAACCAAAAAAUUAUGUUACUGUAUGUCCGGAAAAAUCUGUGCAUUUGGUGACCUAACCCCCCCCCCCCCAAACAAUUUUUGGGUGAAAUAUCUAUUAGCGACGGUCGGGCAAAGUAAUACUGUGCCCCCCAAACAAGAUUAGGCCCGUACUCACAUGAUUGCAACAGGUCAUGCUAUGCAAGUUUCUAAUAAUUUGCAUCAAUUGGUCAAAUAGAUGCAGGUUUAUUGGCGUGGCAUGACCAGUUGCCAUGGCUAGCUUGCCACUGAAUAUUAGACAAAAUCAUAUUAUAUAUAAACGAUAAUAAUACUUGAAUGAAUCAUUGGACAUGUAGAGUUUAAUAGCAAUUUCAUAUAUAUAGAUUGAAUAUUAAGUCAGUUUCUGUCCCAGUUAUCAUUUUAAUGGCUGCACCUUCAGGGCUACCCCUGUUACAAAACCACUGUCACUGAACAAUCUACUGACACCUGAUGGGAGACAAAAUCUAUUUGUUGAAAGUUUUGUUUCAUAUGUGAUACAUCAGCUUCUGCAUGGCGACACCAUUCAUUUGUAAUGAUUAAGAUUGUACUCAGUCAGAACUGCAGAACUAUAUAAUACAAGAAAUUGUGAGCAUUAAUUAUCAAAAAAUAUAGUAUACCCUGAACUGUAGUAACACAGCCAGGUGAAUAUAUAAAAAUGUAGGCCGGUAGAAUUAUUUCAUAUUAUGCUAUUAACAAUGGACAUAUCUCAGAGAUAUACAGAAGUAUUACAGACCAUUAUAUUUAUACCUUUUACAAAAAUCGGUCGACAUGUUAUGACAUGUAACAUGUAACUGGGUUAACAUUUCCACACUAGGUUGCUAAUAUAGGAAAUAACUUCGUACAAGUGAGUUACUGUAAUUUUUCAUUCGUGUACAAUUGCGUGUUCCAAUGCGGGCAAGAUACUGCUCAAUUUAUAUUCCCAUAAUAACAAUAUUAAUAAUAAACUAUCACUGUCAUUAUUUAUACCUUGAAGUUCCUUGAAGUAUGAUGUUCUAUCAAGCCUAUGAAUGCUACAAUCGACGAGCUACCCACUUGUUUAUAUGAAGACUUGUAGUCAAUUCAUUCGCUUCAAGUUUCAAUGCGUAUCGACCAAAACUCAUUGUUACAGUAUUUGUGAUCAAACUUUUAUCUUACCUUGAAAAUAUUUCGACAAACAGCCAGAGUCCAGACAAAAAAUUUGCGACACAAUGCGUACAAUCCGUACAUGUAAACAUGUUUACAAAUUGUCAUGGUCCAUGGUGGUGUUCUUGAGGUUCAACCAGGGUAUUCGGAAAGUCAAAUCGCGAUCUGGAGUAUGUUAUUUUUACAGUAAAAUUUCUGUGACGUCAAAAUACGUCAUAAAUCUGAUCAUCCGUACAAGAUUCCCAAAAAUGACUUGUUGAAUCCACAUAACUCGCGAGCCGGAAACGGACUGUUGCGAGAAAAACACAUCGUCAAGAAUAGUGUGCUGCCUUCGGCAGCAAUUAGCCUUGCGUUUGGUGGCAAAUACGUGGAAUUUCGUAUCAUUUUCUCACUCCAGUAGAGCAUAUAAGCAUUAAUACAUUUGAGGCUGGCCCCCCGUCAGAUUCACUGCAUUAUGCCGUAGUGAAACCCAAGAAUAGUAAUUUGUGUAGCGCAUUUCAACCAAAUUCUGCCUGCCAAUUUAAAGGCGAUGUCUGCGGAGGAGGCUAAUCAAACCAAAUAACUUCGGAUGUUAAUUAUUAACCCAUUGAGUGGCAGCACUCUCCACUUGACGAGUAAAAUCGUCUUGCGUUAGAAAGAGUGAAAUACUAAAGUAUGGCGCAUCGGGGUGCAUUGCCACUUAAAAGCUUAAACAUAACCUUGGAAUGGUAAAUUUAACGCGGUCAAAAUGCUAAAUUUAAAGAAACAUGGAAACAAAAUUAUGUUAGCCUAAUUCGAAAGAAUGUUAAGAUUAUUUCUAAAUCCUUUUUACAAACUAUCUUUAAAAGUUUAUGAGAUAUUUGAAAUAAAAAUAUCCGUCAUCUUGUUUUAUAAUUAGAUCUAAAUGACGUCAUAACCAGGGUAGACAUAUUAAAAAUAGAAAAUAUUAUUAGUGAAAGUUUAUACAUACUUGUGCUUUAAUUUUAAUUAAAAUAGGCAAUAGUAAAAAAUAGGAUUUACCAUUAAAAUGGCCUGAGAAUUGCUGAAGAUACUGAACAAAAUAGUGUUGACCUGGUUGUGACGUCACGCUUUUGUUUGAAAUUAAGUAUAAUAUCUUUCAUACCAAGAACGAUAUAGAAAAUCUGUAAAAAAGUUUUGAAAUAUAUUGAAUCCCUCUUCCAAAUGGGAGAAACUUAAUUUUCAUUGCUAUUUCCCUUUAACGCGGGAAUGUGAAACUUUAUCUUGUUGAUUAUUGUGCAAUGGCCGAUUAAUAAUCAUCCUUCUGUUUCUUUCAGUAUAAUGACACAACACUAUAUACGCAGUUGCUGUAUUAUCAACGUCUUUUCGAAAUAGACAAUAAAGAAUUGCUACGUGCAGGUAAGGAUGUGUAUUUUCUGUAUACAACAACUAGCCACGACCGGAAAUAGCAUAGAAGAACGUUCAUGUCGCUGGGCAUUCAUUGCAUGAUAUUGUCGGCUUUUUGUUUUCUUUCAUUUCGACUUAUUUGUGGCGAAAUAGGCUUAAAGAAAAGUCCAGCACCACCCUAAAAAAUCUUCUUGACCAGAUGCUUUUCGAAUAGCGAUUAGCGCAACUUCUACUGUUAGCGCGCGUGUCGAUUUCUUGAUACGAUUUAAUUGAUUUAUAACGAGAAUAUUCUCAGAAUGCUGUGUAGUUAAAUAUCAUGGUUAAAUAUGUGAAAUGUCGAGGUUCUUAUAUAGCCAUAUUUUAAAAUAUGAUGUAUACUUUAAGAAGCAAGUUUACUGUACUGUGCCACAGCAAUUGUCCAGUCACGCAUACGCGAUAAAAACCCGAUAUACACUUUAUAAACAAAAGAUAAUAUAAAACGUAACGGAACAGCGAACAUGCAGAUUCGGCCAUCUCAAAUAAUGGAUAAUGUUGGGAUAGUCGCGUUGCAGACUACAGAAGAGAGUGUGAAGUAAGGCUCCCUCAUUCACCACUCUGUGGAAACCCUGUGCCUCUCCUUACAAAUUUCGUAAAAAAAAACAUCGCUAAAGCCUCAGUGAUCAUCCGAACUUCAGGUGAUAUCUAAUUUCACGCAAUUUGGCCUUUCACUGGUCACAAUACUAUAAUCAUAACAUGAUCAAUAAUUUUUUCCGUUUUAGUUGAGAAUAAAAAGGACUCCUUAGCAUGGUUUUCGGCAAUACAUGGAUAUGUCACGAAUCUCAUCGAAAACAAUUCAUACUCUGAGGUCGAUCUGUCAAAACUGUUUCAAAUUCUCUUGCCGACAAAAUGAAAGAUGACCCGCGAGAAAAUGCUCCAAAAUCAUGGUUAAUUUAUUAUCUGGCUAUUUUAUGCAUUAGUGUAGUAUUUUUACUACUAUUUUAUUUUUCAAUUUUGACCAUAUAGAAUGAAUUGGAUCAGCGAAUAUGUAUAACUGAACCACUUUUCAAAGCGAAAUUCCCACGUUUAUUGUGAAUAUUUCGAUCCCGAUUACUUUUCUAAAUUUGGAAUAUUGGAAGUGGAACUUGCAAAGCCAACGAAUUAUUUAAUAAAACACUGGAAAUUACGAUUUUAAGUUCAGUACUCCGAUACUUGUAGUGAACAACUUGCGAAGUUGGCUUUGCAAGUUCCAUGCAGUUUCACAACAACCUUGAAAAGUGCCCUGAAUCAGAUGUGACUUCCACUACCGCUACCAUUAAGGGACUAUUAACCAAUCAGAUGCGUCUGAUAUAUCCGAUUAGCCAAUCAGACGCGUGCUAAGCCAGUGAGAGGUAGUGGUACUGGUAGUCAAAUCUGACCCCUGGUUUUUUUCGCUGCUUAGGAGGAGGGUAAUAUACGGAGGCUUAGAAGGACGUAUAAUAUAUACCUUUUCGAUAAUUAUGUCGUGAAUACGUUCUUGGCCUGGAAGCCUCAUUUUCAUGAACGUGAGUCAAUCUCAUUCCGUCUUGAAUCGCGAGAGCGAGGCUCCCAGGCCAACAACGUAUUCAUGACGUAAUUAUCGAAAAUGCGUAUUGUAUUGUAACCACAGUUGAAACGUACAGUAUAUAAACAGUUAAUUCAGGUAAGGCCCAUUUAAUUCUGAAUAGCUUCUUCAUACACCCUGGUAUUUUGUAAACGGGAUUGUUCUGUUAUUUAUACGUAGUUUAUAUUUCCUCAUCUAUUUAGUGUAGUCAUUCAUGCAUAUUAUUCAAAUUAUAUAUUUUAAUUAAAAUUUG
Molecule: messenger RNA, 9097 nt
Organism: Paramuricea clavata
Lineage: Eukaryota; Metazoa; Cnidaria; Anthozoa; Malacalcyonacea; Plexauridae
Source: the annotation of a GenBank genome assembly